AUGCAAGCAGAACCGUCAAUUUGUAAUACAACCGAAGGUCCAAACCUUAUGUAUUGCAUUUACUAUCGAAGUACAAAUGUUGCUACUAAUACAGUGAAAGUUACGCGUGUAGGUAGUUUAAAUGGUGAAAUUUCUGUUCAAGAAUAUGGGUUGACGAAUUCAUCUAUGGUGAAACUAAAUACCUGCAGUGCCAUAAGAACAGCUAAUUUUUUGGCUGAACUAUACUAUUGCCAAUCUGAUCUUUGCAAUACAAAUGAUGGAUGCCAAGCAGAUCGAGUAUUCAAUCCAGCAACAAAUGCAGUAGUUGUCCAAUAUCGCGCUGCACUGACACCAGAAGUGGCACUUCCAGAUGGUAGCUUGGUGACCAAUAAAGUUGCUGGCAACAAUUAUUGCAUAGAAUCCAGCGGCAACGGUUAUAAAGCACAAACAUUUUUCUGUCAAGCUAAUCUCUGCAACUCUUACGACAGCGUUUGUCCAGCAUAUAAAUCUAGUAUGCCACAUAUUUACUUAGAUUCAAUUUUAUAA
This is a messenger RNA of Enterobius vermicularis (human pinworm), 525 nucleotides long. The record is from the annotation of a GenBank genome assembly. Lineage: Eukaryota; Metazoa; Nematoda; Chromadorea; Rhabditida; Oxyuridae.